Messenger RNA from Kalmanozyma brasiliensis GHG001, 936 nucleotides. Its product is annotated as NmrA-like protein. The coding region runs from base 1 to 936 and encodes 311 amino acids. The record is from RefSeq and is a predicted model, not a curated record. The transcript has a single exon. NCBI's taxonomy places the organism in Eukaryota, Fungi, Basidiomycota, Ustilaginomycetes, Ustilaginales.
AUGUCGUCCGCCAAGAAGCUUCUCACCGUCUUUGGUGCUACCGGAAACCAGGGCGGCAGUCUCAUCCGUACUGUGCUCAACAACUCCACGCUCAACGCCAAGUACUCCCUCCGUGGCGUAACGCGCGAUACUUCCAAGCCCGCAGCGCAGGAGCUCUCCAAGCAGGGUGUCGAAGUCGUGCGCGCUGAUCUCGACGAUGUCGAAUCGCUCAAGAAGGCUAUCGACGGCUCGUACGGCGUCUUGGCCGUGACCAACUUUUGGGAAUCGAUGGACGGCGCCAAGGAGACCCAGCAGGGUCGCAACAUUGUCGACGCAUCUCUCUCCACCGGCGUCAAGCAUCUCGUUCUCUCCACACUCCACAGCGUCGACAAGCUUUCCAACGGUACCCUGCACACCCCGCACUUUGACAGCAAGUCCGCCAUCGACGACUACGCAAAGUCCCAGGCCGGCAACAAGCUUAACAUCUCGUACUUCCACGCCGCCUUCUUCGCGCAGAACUUCGAGACCAUGCUGCAGAAGGGCGAAGAUGGCAGCUACAGCAUCAACCUGCCCAUCGACCCCGCCGUGCGUGUUCCCAUGAUCGACAUUGUCGCCGACACUGGCAACUGGGUGGCCGGCCUUUUCGAAGCGGGCGACUCCGCCAACGGCAAGAAGGUUCAAGGUGUCAGCUGGUGGACCAACUUUGCAUCAUUCUCGUCCGACCUCGGCAGCGCAUUGGGCAAGAAGGUCUCGUACAACAACAUCCCCGCCGAUAUCUUCAAGAGCUACCUUCCGGAAUCCAUCGCCGACGAACUCACGGACACCAUGAAGCUCGUCGAUCAGUACAGCUACUACGGCAAGGAUACCGAGAAGCAGCAGGCUGACGACAACCGAUUCCUUCUCAAGGACGCCAAGCUCGCUACCGUCGACUCGUGGGCAAAGUCGCUCAAGCUCUGA